Aplosporella prunicola CBS 121167 is the source of this 939-nucleotide messenger RNA. RefSeq lists its product as uncharacterized. The coding region runs from base 1 to 939 and encodes 312 amino acids. Lineage: Eukaryota; Fungi; Ascomycota; Dothideomycetes; Botryosphaeriales; Aplosporellaceae. The transcript has 3 exons. The record is from RefSeq and is a predicted model, not a curated record.
AUGCUCGCGCCUCCGCCGGAAUACAACGGCUCGCAGCCGGGCUCUGCUCCGACGAGCAGGCCUCCGUCAGCUAUCAAUGCCUCGACCCAAGUGCGAUACGAGGACCCCGACUUCACCCAUCCGCCGGAUCUCAACUACAGCCUUCGCACGCGCAAGAAGAGUAUCGCCAUCUUCUGGUGUCUCAUCGUCGUCGACUGCAUCUUCACCCCCAUUGCCCUUUACUUUGGCCUUUGGUAUGGCACGAACCUGUCGCACAAUGCCGUCUUCAGUAUCAGCACCGGAACUCUCGGCAGUGUCUCUAUCUUCGAGUACUUCAUCCGCUUCUACCGGCUGUGGAAAAAGGGUUCGGAUUGUCGCGUCAUUGGCGCUCAGCGCACUUAUCUCGACUGGUUCCACUGGAAUCUCUCGAUCGCAUGGAUAGCCGUCAUGAUCGAACUGAUCGUCGGCACCGUACCGAAAGAACCACCUAUCCGACUGCUGGCCAUGCCCGUCCCCAGUAUGGUCUUCGCCUUUGGCGUCGAGCUGCUCAUCAUGGACGCCGCCCGCAUCGCCGGAUAUAGGGCACCGGUACGCAUCUCAUCGCUGCCGCAAGGUGCGCCGCUGCGCCCCGGCAUCUACUCUGUCAUUGAGGAUGUGGUUGCUGUUGACGGCGGCGGAGGUACCGAGUUCCGUCAGCGCCUUAACCUGCGCUACAUGGCCAGCCACCUGUUCCGGCAAAUGCUGCACCGCCUGACUUUGUUCUGGGCGGUUGGCGCCUGCGUUAUUGCCAGCGUUACGACUGCUCUCAUAUUCACUAUUCAGCGUGAUGCUGCCUAUGUGGUCGGCUGGACUGUCCCCUUCAUUUGGGCUGGUGUCUGGACCUGGAUCACCAUCAUCUGGGUGCAGCGCAGCCUCAAAGACGAAUACGCCAAGUGGUCCGAAGUCAAGUGGAAGGCGUAA